AGGGGAUAGUCAGGAAAGAUUGUGUGGCUACCAGRUUUUGUUAGGGUGGAGGAUGAAGGAGGUGGAAUGCCGAUGACAGAGGGAUGGGGGUUUAGGGAUCGAGAGGUACGCAGGGGAUGCAAGAUGUGGGUGGGAGGAAUGACUCAAUCUGCGGAUGGUUGGGUUCAAGAGGUGCUGUGGUUCAAACCAUGGGAGGGAUUGGGAUUUGAGGUUAAGCAUGUGGUGGUGGGGAAUUCUGGGGCUCCAUGAGCCAGUGUGRGGGGAGGCAGCACAGGUGAGGCAACCAGCAAAUGGGCCAGGAAUAUAGGUGUCUUUGGAGGCUGGGAGUGGAGAGGUUACAGGCAGAAAUGGGUCCAAGAAGGAGGUAAGAGGAGAAAAGAGGCCUAGAAGAUUCAAAGGAUGCUAUGAAAUAAGCCAGCUGUAAUCAGCCUCUUCUUCCAUGAGAGCCUUUGCAGUCUGAUCGUGUGACCCUUGGAGACUUGAAUUUCAGCUGAAGUGGGGGAAGCAAACAUUUGGUCAACCACCUCCCCUCAUCUUAGAGCUCAAGCUCUUCAUUCCGCCAUGGCUGACCCCAUCAUGGACCUCUUUGAUGAUCCCAACCUCUUUGGUCUGGACUCAUUGACAGAUGAGAGUUUUAACCAGGGUGCCCCAGACCCCAUUGAGGAGGCCCUGGGGUUGCCAGGUGGUGCCCUGGAUUCUCUGGCUGGUGGACCCAAGGAACAGCGAACCACCUCGCAGACGGAAUCUAUUCAAGUACAGGCUCUGCCCCUUCCAAACGCACAGAGUGAAGCUGGGCCCGAACUGUCCCAGCAGCACCAGCCAGGACUCCUGCAGGCCUCCCAAGAUCAGGAGGUCCUCAGCCAGGGCAACCCCUUCAUGGGUGUGUCCUCCACCGUGACAGCCGUUGCCCCCUCUUCUUCCACCGGUGGACAAGUAACUGUUACAACAGCAACUCCUACCGCCCCAAAGAUCGUCAUCUUGAAGGCACCUGCUGGCAGUUCAAUGACAGGAGCCCAUGUGGCCCAGAUCCAAGCCCAGCCCAUUGGGGCAGCCAAUGGAGGCAAAGUCACCUUUGCCAAGGUACUGACAGGCACGCCCUUGCGGCCGGGCGUCUCAAUCGUCUCGGGCAAUGCGGUGCUGGCCACCAAAGUGUCCCCUGGAGCUGGGACCCCCACCACACUCCAUCGGCUGGUGCAGCCCGGCCGACCUGUCAAACAGCUGGUGCUGCAACCUGUCAAGAGCCAGACUGUACCCAGUACUGGGACCACGCCACUUAAACCAGCUGUGACGCUGACUUCCACUCCAGCUCAGGGAGAGUCAAAACGCAUCACUCUGGUUCUCCAGCAACCCCCAGCAGGUGGAAACAACCCGGGGCAACGCCAUGUGGUUUUAGGGAGCCUGCCAGGCAAGAUUGUGCUCCAGGGGAAUCAACUGGCCGCUCUGAGCCAAGCCAAGAGUGUGCCAGGGCAGCCAGCCAAGGUUGUCACCAUCCAACUCCAGGUCCAGCAACCCGGCCAGCAGCAACAAAUGAGCAGCCAAUCUGGAACCCAGAAGAUUCAGCUUUUGCAGCAGCCUCCAGCCAGCACUUCGGGACAGCAAGUGCCCCUGAACGUCUCUUCAGUACCACAGGCACAAGUGGUUGGUGGCUCAGGACAGAGGGUGACGGUUCCACUCAAGGUUGUGCUUCAGCCGCAGGCCAGCUCAUCACAAGGCAAUUCAUCGGGACUCUCGGUUGUCAAGGUUCUGAGCAGCAGCGAGGUAGCAGCCCUCCCGUCCUCCAGUGGGACAACCCGAAGCAACUCGGAUGAAUCCCGCAAGUUAGAGCACCAGAAGAAGCAGGAAAAGGCCAACCGGAUUGUAGCAGAAGCUAUUGCUCGUGCUCGAGCACGAGGGGAACAAAACAUUCCCCGUGUGCUAAAUGAGGAUGAACUGCCCAGCGUCCGGCCAGAGGAGACAGGGGAGCGCAAGCGGCGUCGGAAGGGAGGGGGUGAGCGGACCCCAAAGGAGGAGCGGCCGCGAAAGGGCAGGGGCCAAGGAGGAUCUGGGAAGAGCAAAGGCCGAGGAAAACCAAGCACCAUCACCCCAGUAGUAGGGAAGAAGCGGAAACGCAACGCUUCUUCAGACAACUCGGAUGCAGAGGUCAUGCCAUCUCAGGCUCCACACGAGGAAGAGGAAAGCAGUAUUCAGAAGCGGCGUUCGAACCGUCAGGUGAAGCGGAAGAAGUACACAGAGGACUUGGACAUCAAGAUCACAGACGAUGAGGAAGAUGAAGAGUUGGACGUGACCGGGCCUAUCAAGAUUGAGCAGGCCCCAGCCCCUGCACCGCCUGUCCCAGAACCAAUCCCUGAGGGCGAGACACUACCUUCCAUGCAGUUCUUUGUGGAAAACCCUAGUGAGGAGGAUGCUGCUAUAGUAGACAAAGUGCUCACCAUGCGGGUUGUGAAGAAAGAGCUCCCCAAUGGUCAAUUCACAGAGGCAGAAGAAUUCUUUGUGAAAUACAAGAACUACUCCUACCUACAUUGUGAGUGGGCCACAAUUGCUCAGCUGGAGAAGGACAAGAGGAUACACCAGAAGCUCAAGCGGUUUAAGACCAAAAUGGCUCAGAUGAGGCACUUCUUCCAUGAGGAUGAGGACCCUUUCAACCCAGACUAUGUGGAAGUGGACCGUAUCCUGGAUGAGUCACACAGCAUUGACAAGGACAAUGGAGAGCCCGUGAUCUAUUACCUGGUCAAGUGGUGUUCCCUCCCCUACGAGGAUAGCACGUGGGAACUCAAAGAGGAUGUGGACGAAGGGAAGGUCCGAGAGUUCAAGCGUAUCCAGUCAAGGCAUCCUGAACUCAAGAGGGUGGCCCGUCCCCAGGCAGGUUCCUGGAAAAAACUGGAGCUUACUCACGAAUAUAAGAAUGGCAACCAGUUGCGGGAAUAUCAGCUGGAGGGUGUGAAUUGGUUGCUUUUUAACUGGUACAACAGGCAAAACUGCAUCCUGGCUGACGAGAUGGGCCUUGGCAAAACCAUCCAGUCCAUCGCCUUCUUGCAAGAAGUUUACAAUGUGGGCAUCCGGGGGCCCUUCCUGGUCAUCGCCCCUCUCUCCACCAUCACCAACUGGGAGCGGGAGUUCAACACCUGGACCGAGAUGAACACCAUCGUGUACCACGGGAGCCUAGCCUCCCGCCAGAUGAUCCAGCAGUACGAGAUGUACUGCAAGGAUUCCCGGGGACGCCUGAUCCCAGGAGCAUAUAAAUUUGAUGCCCUGAUCACUACCUUUGAGAUGAUCCUGUCAGACUGUCCUGAGCUGAGGGAGAUAGAGUGGCGUUGUGUCAUCAUUGACGAAGCCCAUCGCCUUAAGAACCGUAACUGCAAACUACUCGACAGCCUCAAGCACAUGGACCUGGAGCACAAAGUAUUACUGACAGGAACUCCACUCCAGAACACAGUGGAGGAACUCUUCAGCCUCCUGCAUUUCCUUGAACCCUCCCAGUUUCCUUCAGAAUCAGAGUUCCUCAAGGAUUUUGGUGACCUCAAAACUGAGGAGCAGGUGCAGAAACUACAGGCCAUCCUGAAACCAAUGAUGCUUCGGCGAUUAAAGGAGGACGUUGAGAAGAAUCUGGCCCCUAAGCAGGAGACCAUCAUUGAGGUAGAGCUGACCAACAUCCAGAAGAAGUACUAUCGAGCCAUCCUGGAGAAGAACUUCAACUUCCUGUCCAAGGGGGCAGGCCAUAGCAACAUGCCCAACCUCCUGAACACAAUGAUGGAACUGCGCAAAUGUUGCAAUCAUCCCUACCUCAUCAAUGGUGCAGAAGAGAAGAUCCUGACUGAAUUUCGGGACUCCUGCCAUCACCACGUACCCCACGACUUCCCCUUGCAGGCCAUGGUGCGUUCCUCAGGGAAGCUGGUGCUGAUUGAUAAGCUGCUUCCCAAGUUGAAGUCUGGGGGGCACAAGGUGCUGAUCUUUUCCCAGAUGGUCCGUUGCCUUGACAUCUUGGAGGACUACCUCAUCCAAAAGAGGUAUUUGUAUGAGCGCAUCGACGGGCGGGUGCGAGGCAACCUGCGACAGGCAGCCAUUGACCGCUUCAGUAAGCCCGACUCAGACCGGUUUGUCUUCCUGCUCUGCACACGGGCAGGAGGGCUGGGGAUCAACUUGACAGCUGCAGACACCUGCAUCAUCUUCGACUCUGAUUGGAAUCCUCAGAAUGACCUGCAGGCCCAGGCUCGCUGCCAUCGUAUUGGGCAAAGCAAAGCAGUGAAAGUUUACCGUCUCAUCACUCGCAACUCCUACGAGCGUGAGAUGUUUGACAAAGCCAGUCUCAAGCUAGGACUGGACAAGGCUGUUUUGCAGUCCAUGAGCGGGCGAGAAGGCAGCAUUGCCGGGAUCCAGCAGUUUUCAAAGAAGGAAAUUGAAGAUCUACUUCGCAAAGGGGCAUAUGCUGCCAUCAUGGAAGAGGACGAUGAGGGCUCCAAGUUCUGCGAGGAAGAUAUUGAUCAGAUUUUGCUUCGCCGCACCACCACCAUCACCAUUGAGAAUGAGGGGAAGGGAUCCACCUUUGCUAAGGCGAGCUUUGUGGCCUCUGAGAACAGAACUGACAUCGCCUUGGAUGAUCCGAACUUUUGGCAGAAAUGGGCCAAGAAGGCCGACUUGGAUCUUGAUAUGCUCAACAGCAAGAACAACCUGGUGAUUGACACGCCCCGCGUGCGUAAACAGACACGCCAUUUCAGUACCCUGAAGGAUGAUGACCUGGUGGAGUUCUCUGACCUGGAGAGCGAUGACGAUGACCGGCCUCGCUCUCGGCGUCAUGACCGGCACCACCACCAGUUCCACCACUCGUAUGGCCGCACAGACUGCUUCCAGGUGGAAAAACAACUGCUAGUCUAUGGCUGGGGCCGUUGGCGGGAAAUCUUGUCACAUGGACGUUUUAAGCGGCGCAUGUCUGAUCGGGAUGUGGAGACCAUCUGCCGGGCCAUCCUAGUUUACUGCCUUAUGCAUUACCGGGGCGAUGAAAACAUCAAAUGCUUCAUUUGGGACCUCAUCAGCCCCGUUGAAAACGGCAAAGCCAAAGAGCUUCAGAAUCAUUCCGAGAGCCAUGCCCCUGCCUUGAGCUCACUUGCUGUUCCUCGGGCAGGCCUGUCCAUCCCAGUUCCACGAGGCCGCAAAGGGAAGAAGGUCAAGUCACAAACCACCUUUGACCUCCAAAAAGUUGAUUGGAUCCGCAAGUACAACCCAGACACCCUCUUCCAAGAUGAGGGUUACAAGAAACACCUCAAGCACCAAUGCAACAAGGUACUCCUGCGGGUGCGCAUGCUAUAUUAUCUCCGCCAGGAAGUGAUUGGGGACCAGGCUGAAAAAGUGUUGGCAGGUGUUAUUUCCAGUGAAAUCGACAUCUGGUUUCCACUGGUGGAUCAGGCAGAGGUCCCCACAGCCUGGUGGGAUGCAGAAGCUGACAAGUCCUUGCUCCUUGGGGUGUUCAAACAUGGCUAUGAGAAGUACAACACAAUGCGAGCGGAUCCUACCCUCUGCUUCUUGGAAAAGGCCGGUCGCCCGGAUGACAAGGCCAUUGCAGCAGAGCACCGUCUGGAUACGAACGAAGGAGUGGAUUUUGACAAGGACUGUGAGGACCCAGAAUACAAACCGGUGGGAGGUCCAGCCAAGGAGCAGGAUGGUGAGGGUGACCCAUUGAUGAUGAUGGAGGAGGAAAUUUCCGUGGUGGAUGGAGAGGAAGGCCAACUGGGGAACUUGUUCUGGCCCCCAGCCUCGGCUCUCACGGCCCGUUUGCGGAGGCUCAUCACUGCCUUCCAACGGAGUUACAAGCGUGAGCAGCUGAAGAUGGAGGCCGCAGAGCGAGGAGACCGCCGACGGCGCCGUUGCGAGGCUGCCUUCAAGCUGAAGGAAAUGGUGCGGCGGGAGAAGCAGCAACGAUGGACGCGGCGAGAGCAGUCAGAUUUCUACCGUGUGGUCUCCUCCUUUGGAGUGGAGUAUGACCCGGACACAAUGCGCUACCACUGGAACCGCUUCCGGUCCCUUGCUCGCCUGGACAAGAAGACAGACGAGAGCCUCACCAAAUAUUUCCACGGUUUUGUGGCCAUGUGUCGGCAAGUGUGUCGGUUGCCUCCCGCUGCAAGUGAUGAAUCUCCAGACCCCACGCUGUUCAUUGAGCCCAUCACAGAGGAGCGGGCCUCGCGCACCUUGUACCGGAUCGACCUCCUGAGGCGCCUUCGCGAGCAAGUGCUAUGCCACCCACUCUUGGAAGACCGCCUCACCCUGUGCCAACCCGCAGGCCCUGAAAUGCCACCCUGGUGGCAAUGCGGGCGCCAUGACGGCGAGCUGCUGAGGGGGGUGGCGCGCCACGGCCUCAGCCAGACAGACACCACUAUCAUGCAGGACCCAGAAUUCUCCUUCUUGGCGGCUCGCCUCAACCACAUGCACAGUCGGUCAGGGGGCACUGGGACGCCCCCACUGCCGCCCCCUCCGCCGCCACCACCACCACCUUCAGGGCUGUCUCUUCCCGGAGCCAGUGUGCCAGCUACCCCAUCUCCCCUGCUCCUACAGCCACCCAUUCAUCAGCUGCCCACUGCACCACAACCCUCGGCCCUUCCUGUGAAACUUGAAUCGGCCGACGACUCAGACUCGGAGCUUGACCUCAGCAAGAUCUCCGCUUCUUCGUCCUGUUCAUCCACCUCAGGCUGCUCUGAUGACAGUGAGGGUGAAGAGGCAUCUUGCGGUGGGAAGCUCUUUGAGGAGGAGGAGUCGCUACUGUCCCUGCCCACCUCCCAUGAAGGCAACUCGCCGCAGCCCAGUGCCUCAGACUUGCUGCUGCAGGAGCGCCAGCGUGCCCACGAAUGGCCAAAGGACCGAGUUCUUCUCAACCGUAUCGACUUGGUGUGCCAGGCUGUGCUCACUGGGAAGUGGCCCACAGCCCAGCAAGGCCAGUUGGCUUCCUGUAUUGGCCAUGGAGAAGGCCUGCCUCGUCUUCAUGGAGAAUACACCAGCUCUCCCAUCCCGCACAUCUGCCCCCUGGUGACGCAUGAGGAAGGGGCAACCUCGUUCACUCGUCUCCGACACAGUGGCCUAGAGAAAGAGUUUACUGUACAAAUCAAAGAUGAAGAGGGAAUCAAGCUGACCUUCCAGAAGCACAAACUGGUCCCGAACGGCACUAUCAGAGAUCGUCCUGCAGUCACCCCGAAGAAGAGCAGCAAGAAAAUGGUGGAGCUGGAGCUGCAGUGCCUGGAAGCACUGAGGGGCCCUGAUAUCGACCUUGAAGCUCGUAUCCCAGUGGUGAAGAAGACAGAUGGGACCCUGCUGGUGGGCGAUGCAGCCCCUCGGCGGGCUGAUCUUGAGGUGUGGCUACAGGCCCACCCAGAAUACGCUGUGGAUCCUCGCUUCCUGGCUUACAUGGAAGAACGUCGGAAGCACAGGUGGCCCCGGUUUCCAAAACCAGUUCCAAUUGAGCCAACCUGCCUGGUGGGCCUGGAGCGCAUGCAGGGGGCAGGCAUCUCUGCCAAUGGCAAGAAGGGUUUUCUGCCAGAUCCCACAAUGAACCGCCUUCUUCCGGGACCAGUAGGGGCUGAGAAUGCCCAGAAACGAGGCCGCCAGGCCCCCAUGGAGUUCUCCAACAUGAUGGCUCUGAUGGGAGCCGGCCGGGUCCAAUUGGGAGCUGCCGGGCCCCUCUCCUUGCACCAUGCCCACUUCCAAGCCGGCCCAGCUCAUGCCUCUCCCUUGCAGUACAUGCCCUUUUCUACCGCUGCCGCCACUGCUGCCGCUGCAUCCUCCUCCGGUGCGCUGCUCCACCCUGCGCUCGGCCACGCCGGCUACGUCACGGCCCCCUUGCACCUGAGCCACGUUCAGCCUGUCGACGACGAUGAUGACGAAGACGAGAUGGAUGACUUGUCUCAAGGCUAUGCCAGCUCGGAACGGGACUUCUCCUUGCUAGACGACGACCCGAUGAUGCCAGCCAACUCCGACUCCAGCGACGAGGGGGAAGAGGAGGGAGACGACUGAGCUUUUUGCGCCUCACUUGGGAACAGACGGAUGGGCAUGACGCAAGGCCAGCUUGGCUGGGACUAGCCGCCCCCUUUGAUGUUGGAUUUGACAGGCCAGAGACUCUGUGUCUGCUUGGGGCACGCGCCAGUUGAGUUCCCCUUGUUCCACGUGGCUCACAGGGAGGGUGGAAUGGAGCCCUUACCCACCCAGCAACGGGCGGCUGGGCAACUGUCCUCCUAGAAGGGUGCUCUUAUGUGUGGCUUCUCUUAUGUUUUUUAAAAACACAUGGCUGUUGGUGAGGUCAGUGAGUUUGGCCUCUCCUUCUGGCACUUGGUAUCAAUUGGGAACUGUCCUUGCAAGUCUUGAUCUCCUUGGGACGGUAAAACCACAGCAGAAACCCACACCAAGGGAUCCUGUCUAGCCAAGACGAUCUGGGUAUAGGUAGCAGCUCCCCUCUUUUUUCCCUCCCCGCACCUGCCCCCACCACCCUGCUCUCUUUCCCUCCCUCCCCAGGUUCACGUGCUGUAACAUAAGUGCAAGGGGGGGGGGGUCAAACUCCUUUCCUUUCCCUCCGUCCCCCUGUCUCUGUGUGGGUGGGGUUUAUAUUUAUAAAUAUGUAAUAUGUCUUGUGUAAUAUGGCCGAAGCUGUGGGAAUGAAUUAUGAGGGGAAGUCAGGUCACAAAGUGGGUGGGUUUCGGGGUGGCCGGGGGGCUGUGAGGGAAGAGAAGAUAGAGUUUCCUGUAGCUGGAUUCUCCCUUUUUUUCUUUUCUUUUUUUAAUAAAAAGAACCAAAUGGACAAAAAAAAAA
Molecule: messenger RNA, 8778 nt
Organism: Anolis sagrei ordinatus
Lineage: Eukaryota; Metazoa; Chordata; Lepidosauria; Squamata; Anolidae
Gene: CHD8
Product: chromodomain helicase DNA binding protein 8
Biological process (GO): chromatin remodeling
Molecular function (GO): ATP-dependent chromatin remodeler activity; protein binding; ATP binding
Source: RefSeq, a predicted model, not a curated record